AUGAAGUUUAUGAAGCAGGUUGGGGCGAUUGUUGACCUGCUCUGGUACAUUGAUGGGAAUGUAUCUACUAUUCAGGAAAGGUCUACACACGUACCAACAGAGAUCACACCAGUGCCAAAUAGGUUCUUGAAGUUUGAAGGCUACAAUGAUUGGAGGAAAAAGAAUUCAAAGAAGCCACAGCUACAUGCAAAAGAUCUUGAUAUUCAUAGCCAAAUCGUAUUUCGUUUGACAAGCAAGCCCUAUGUACAAGUUUGGAAUAAUGAACUUAAAAAUGAUUUAAAUUCCUUGGCAGCUUCCCUCAGCUCGUAUGCCUCCUACGUAUGCCUCGUAUGCCUCGUAUGCCUCCCGAGCAACAUCAAGCAGCAAACUAGGCAACAACAGCUUUAUCCAGUUCGACAGGUAACUGAUAAUGUAUGGAUUGAGUACAAACCUGCUUCAGCAACAACAGUAGCACCAGAGUAUGCAAUUCUAGAAACAGCAUUAGGCGAGUUAAAAGACUUUGAAAUCCUAUUCUUUGAUCCAGAUGUACACCAAAUUUCAAGUAAAACUGGAUCACAAAAGUAUCAAGAAAAGUACAGAUUUUUUGACAAUCUUCAUCUUUCGCAAGACGUGGCUUUGCUGUCCUAUGAUCCAGGUGGUUCGCAAACAUCUAGUAAAGUUAUUUGGAAAAUUCCAGCAGGAGUCGGCUCUUCAGAGUUAAUGACUACUGCAAGUCAUGUUGUAAAAGACCUCGGUUCCAGACUGUCAGAAUUCCAUACAAGGCAAAUGAAGCGAGAUUUCACAAGAAAGUUCUGCAAUGUAGCAGGAAGCAAGAUUCCAUCUCAUGUGUUAAGGGCAAUAUAUGCAGAAUUGACUCUUGAUGCAUCAUCAGAUCAAAAUCCUGUCAUAGACGCCAGAGUUCAGCAAGCAGUACUGGCUGGUGAUCCAGAUUUGGUGGUUGAUAUGCGCCAUUUAAAUAAAGGCCGUCCAGAUGAUGCAUUUGAUGCAUUUUUCCAGGAACUAGAAAAGCAAAUCGAGUCAAUAACUGCAGCUGAUGAAAGACGUCAUAAUGUUGAACAUAUUUCCAGAUUUAUUUCUGUGCGGGACUUGAUUGAGCAAGUAAAAUCUCGCCUUCCCCCCAACACAGCAGUACCAAGUGAAUCUACAGUCCUCUUUGCUUUUGUGCCAAAAAAUUCUCAUACUAAAGUAGCAAAACUUUACAAAAGUCGAGUGCCUUUGAGAUUUACUGUGCAAACACGACAGCUUCGGGCUUCACACCAAGAUGAUCACUAUUGUGCAGCACAGUUCAAAUAUAUGCGUGAGUUUGCUGUGAAACAUCGAGACAGAUUUACCUUUGUGUGUCUAGAUGACAAAUCAAAACUAGAUUUUGGAGAGCCGGGUGCUGCCUUAUCAUCAGGAGUGCGCGGAAAGAAAUCUGUUAUUCCUACUACAUCAACUCUUUCAUGUUUGGAUCAUGAUGUAGGCCAAAAGGGCUCUAUCACACCAUCAGUGUGUCUGAAUGUAGAGAUACCUGAAACACCAGACGGUUCUUUCUACAGAGGCCAAGUAACUGUUAUUUUCAAAGAUAGCAUUUUUGAGCCAAGCUCACCCUUUAGGCAUGCUGUUGAACUUCAGAAUAUCCUAGCACAGGAAGGUACCUUCAAACCAGUCUUGAUGUUGUUCACAGAUGGUUGUCCUGAUCACAGAGUCACAUAUCAUGCAGUGAAACUUUCACUCAUCAUUCUCUUUCGGCGUCUUGGCUUGGACAUGAUAGUUGCUGGUCGAACAGCCCCAGGCACAGUUGGGCAAAUCCUGCAGAAAGAAUCAUGAGUUUACUUAAUCUUGCAUUUCAGAAUGCAGCUCUAACGAGGAAUGAAUGUACUAGUGCUGUGGAACAGGCACUGAGGAGUUGCAAUUCAAUGGAAGACAUCCAGAAAAAGAGUCGGACUGUACCAGGAUUUGAAGAUGCUUGGGUUGCAUCACUCCAAGAGAUGGAAAAAAUGCUUCAGGAGAGAGUUGAGCGGAUCCAGUUGAAAGGUCAAAACUUUAAAUGUCUCAGUGCAGCUACAAAAGAUGCAAUCAAUGAAUUUGAGGAUGAUAUCCAGAACAUUGAUCCAAAACUUGUUAAGGGACAAUAUCAGCAAGUGAAUGUGAACAAAAAGCAGAAAUAUCAGGACUUUUUGAAGACUCACUGUCUAGAGCGCACAUACACUUUUCAGGUCAGAAAAUGUAAUGAUGCGACAUGUUGUGUUCCGCCAGUUAUU
Messenger RNA from Gigantopelta aegis, 2243 nucleotides. RefSeq lists its product as uncharacterized. The transcript has 2 exons. NCBI's taxonomy places the organism in Eukaryota, Metazoa, Mollusca, Gastropoda, Neomphalida, Peltospiridae. Bases 1 to 1809 code for a protein of 602 amino acids. The record is from RefSeq and is a predicted model, not a curated record.